Messenger RNA from Cooperia oncophora, 1503 nucleotides. NCBI's taxonomy places the organism in Eukaryota, Metazoa, Nematoda, Chromadorea, Rhabditida, Trichostrongylidae. The record is from the annotation of a GenBank genome assembly.
AUGCGGGCGUGCGUGGACGAGAUUACCGGAUGGAUGAAGGGAAGAUCGUUUUGGUUGGAAAUGAAUCAGAUGUUCUUCACUGCGGUUAUAGUCCAUGCCAUUUCAGAUGCUGGAAAAAGGUACCCAAGUGCAGUUCAUUACACACAUUCUAUGAUUCUAAGUCAGCUAGGAGUAGAUGAAAAUGUAAUUUUGGAACUGCUCUGUACAUCGUCCUGCGAUGUUCCUUUGAAGGCUCGCCAGCUACUACUGGAAAAUAUGCCUGCUGGUCAUGAUAUGAACUCACUUGCUUCUUAUUUACAAAGUAGCAAGCAGGCAUAUUCAAUGCAAGGGCUUAGACUGCGUGUUGAUCAGGAUAAACUGUUCGAGAAAGCUUUAAUGAACACAAAAGAUGCUCUUCUCAUCGUUUGUGAUCCGCGCGAUAAGGAGCUAGGAAUCGGCAUGGACGAAAAUCAGUUCGUGGAGUGGAUGGCUCGUGAGAAAGCAGAUUCACAAAUGGUAGAAUUUUGGAUGAAGAACGAAGCUGCGAAACCCCCUGCCUUAGGGGGUAAUCAGAUGGGAUCGAAGGCCUUUCCUACCGAUAAUGAUGAUAAUCCUAUCAAAAUCAAAGUCAAUGAUCAAAUAAUCUCUCUUCAGGGAAUUUUUCGUCCACUUAGUAAUUACUACCCACUGCCUUUUGAAAUGAAAGGAGAACGUUAUCGAUCAGUGGAACACUAUGCAUACGAAAAAUUGUUUAUUGCCUUGAAAUUGGACGAUAAAUGUAUUGAGAAGAUACAAACGACUGUUUUGCCUGUAGACGUUGCUACGAUGGCAAAGAGAUACUUCAAAAAGCAUGAGGCAGCUAUUGAAGCGAAAAUGACUAAAAUGGAUCGGUGGCGACAGUCAGCCAUGAAACAUAAAAUUGCCCAAAAUGAGUAUCUACAGCAGCUUCUACUGAGCACCGGUGAUGCACUUCUCAUAGAUUGCUGUGAAGGCGACCCCAUGUGGACUUGCGCCUCAUCGGAGCGUGAAAUGCAGCGCCUACUGACAAAGCCUUACGUAGGGCCUGCUGAUCUGAUAAAAUGGAUGAGGAAUAAGGACGAUAAAACACCGAAAACGUUAUCACACCUCGUCGGUAACAAAACCGGUUUGCUACUUAUGGAACUACGAGUGAAAUUAGCGUCACAGACCGAGAGUAGAAUACCACUGAUAUCGCACUUCAACACCUCCAGUUUAUCAUCAAUUGUUAGCACAAACGUGAUCUGCUUCACUGCCGAAUCCGUGUUUCACCCGCUUUAUCCUGCUGAAAUUCAAGUAGUUGAAGGACAACCCCUAUUUGCUUCACCAGCUCACUUUGUGGCUAGUCAAGCAGUGAAAUACCUUGGUUUCAAUACAGAAGAUACAGAGUAUGUCAUGGAAACUCAAUCGUCCCUCGAAUGUUGGGAACGCCUUCAUGAAACAAUAGAAGCGAAAGGUCGUGGGCUCGAGAGAGAGCAGAGUUGGUGGAUGGAAAGGAGGCAGAAGUGA